Molecule: messenger RNA, 1799 nt
Organism: Durio zibethinus
Lineage: Eukaryota; Viridiplantae; Streptophyta; Magnoliopsida; Malvales; Malvaceae
Product: SAGA-associated factor 11-like
Cellular component (GO): DUBm complex; SAGA-type complex
Source: RefSeq, a predicted model, not a curated record
CUCCUCCUUCACUGGGGAAGCCGAGUCGAGUCGGGAAGCAAAAAGAGCCGCUCCCUCUCUACUCGCUCAAGUAGAAACGAUUUCCAACAUUAUUAGAUCAGCUUGCUCUGUGAUCGAUUGGUUCUUCCGUCUCUGAUUGAAGCUUGGAUUGGUAGCUAUUAUUCUGAGCUAAAAUUAUCUUCUUUAUAAUUCAUACAUGUCUGCACCAAAUGAAGAUAAUACUCAGCUUUCAUCUCAUUUUUUUGGGGAUCUCCUGGAUUCUAUAAUUGUUGAUGUCGCAUCUGAGUGUCACCGGAUAGCAAAGGUGGGCCUUGAUCGUAACUUGGAGGAAGAGGAAGAAGAAUUGAGGUUGUCAGCACAAGCCCGAGCAUCGGUAGCUGAUCCCAGUAACAGUGGAGAAGCAAACAACAAGUAUGUGGUGGAUAUAUUUGGACAAACACACCCUCCUGUAGCCAAUGAAAUAUUUAAAUGCAUGAACUGUGGGAGAUCAAUUGCGGCUGGGAGGUUUGCUCCUCACUUGGAGAAAUGCAUGGGAAAGGGUAGAAAGGCUCGUCUCAAGGUUACUAGGAGUAGCACAGCUGCACAAAACCAGUAUUCACGAGGCAGCCCUGUUUCGACAUAUUCUUCGUAUACAAAUUCUACCAGCACAAGUCGGUUAUCAAAUGGAACACCUGGUUUUGCAGGUGAGGAAUAUUCAAAUGGGACAUACGAGGGAGAGCCAUGAAGCAAACUUGAGCAAAGGCAGUUAACAUGUCACAAACUUCAGUGUGAGCAACCUGAGUAAUGCACCUAGUUAAAUUAAAUUCCAAGCUUUCUCCACAUCUAUUUGAGAAUUUGUUGGGAAUAUUUAACAUUGUUUAGGUGAACUAGGCCAUUAAUUUCGGAUAAGAGGUAGUUCAUGCUUGUUUGGAAAAUUGAAGGCGACAUUUAAAAAGAAAGAUUGGAUUUAGAGAAGCUUCCCAAUUCGUUUGAACUGCAUGUUGCAUGUCUUUCACUUUCUUGUUCAUGUGUUAAACUUCUAUCAAAGGCAAAAAGGGGAAAGUAAGCAAGAAAAGGGGCUGAAAGAAAUAGAGACAUGAGGGGGAGGUAAGGUUGCAGAUUGAUUUUGGCCUUCUGGGCUGCUCUUCUAGCUGAUUAUGUCUCUUAAGGUGAGGAGACAUCAAAGUCGAUGGAACUCUCAUUUCAACUACUCUGUUGGGUUCCAGUAGACGGCUGAAUGUGUAUUUCAUACACAACUGAUGUUUAAUGCUUCCUCCUUCUCUUUUACUUUAAGAUAACUUCCAAGGGAGAUUUAAACCAAACGAGUUCUAAGAUAAUGACCGAGGUUUAAUAUGAUAAAAAAGUCGAUGGAAAGCCACAUUUUUUCAGUCCUUCCCACCAACAAAACUUUAUUCUCUUAUUUGUCAAUACGUUACAAAAUUGAGGAGAAUUUGAUUUUGCUCCUUGAAACCGAGGAUCAUCUACAGAAUUUUUGUUUUUAGUAGUCUGCAUCAGAGCUAUCACAAACUCCUCCGCUUAGCCACAAGGGAUUCAAUUUCAAUACCAACGGUAGAAAUUGAAGAAUUAACCAAUAUAAACAAAACCAUAAAAGGCUAAAACAUACAUAGAACAUUGCUGUAAUUGUAACAAGUUCCAUCGCAAGGAAGAUUUGAGUGAACCAACAGUAGCAGAACACGUCAAAAUAGAGCUUCCAGCGAGAACAAUCUUCCAACUAAUUGGCAACUCGAAGACUAACUUAGCAAGUGAAAGUAUGAAAACCCAUGUAUCAUCAUCAACUGAACUAUCAUCUUCAUCCCACU